CGAGCUGCAUCUGUGUGAACUGAGACAUCAACGUGAGCUUUUGAAUGUAGAAGAAGAAUCUUCGUUCAUCGCCUUUCUUCCAUGGUGUAUUCGGUAUCGGUCACCUUCCUCCAUCAUUUGUUGUGUGCACACCGACCAUGAUAAUUUACGAGUCGUCAGUUGUCUGACUGAGAACGAGAACGAGAUCUGCGAUGCCUAUCGGCCCACACAUCAUGAGAUCCCUUGACCUACACCGACAAACACACACCGCCUCACCUCUCACGACUGUCCUCUUCGUUUUUCGCACAGUAUGUAAAUACGAAACAAUAAGUAAGCUUAAAAUGGAUUACGAUAGAUGAGCAUGAGUGAGUAGUAUCUAUUAUGAUAGACAACAUAAACAUAUUGCAGGUACUAGUCUUGAACAUGGUUGUACUGGAUCGUUAUAUUGUAAAGAUGCAUACGCGGAUCGUUAUUUAUGAUCAUUAUUCAAUUUCUCCAAAACUUCUCCAUGAUUAUGACACCAGUCUCUCUUGAAACCUCACAUCCCAAAAUAGAAAUCCGUAGGUGUUAGUAGAAGAGUGUUAGGUUGCAUUUUUGUGCGUCUUGUUCGGUCGUCUUUCAACAUCGAUUUGUUCCGCACCACAAGUUAGUAGCAGAUUUUUCUGUUUUUAAAGGAGCUUGCUUCGUCAUUACCGCGUCAUCGUCAAUAGUCCAUUGAUACUGAUUUUGAAAAAUUGUGUUUCCGUAUUUUUUGCUCUACAACGUCAACUAAUUUUGACGGAAAGCAUUUCAUCAGGCGGAAUCAAUCAAUUCAACUUUCGACGGGUCAAUCGGACCGGAACAGAAGAAUUUGUCAGAUUCUUUCAUUUCACCUCGAAGAGCACUUCUCCGCAUCAAGCUCACAAGCAAUUCCGCACGGCUCUUGCGACAUCCUCUGCAAAAUCGAGACGUUUUAUCGAGCAUCGACGGUCUGCUAGUUGAGUCCGACAAAGAAAUACAACGACAAUGAUGCAACAAAAGGGUGGACCGCUGAAGAUGGUAUUCUUUAGUUCUUUUUGUUUUCAACAAGAACAUUUUCAUUUGAGUACAUAUAUUGAAAGUAUAUGAGCUGAGACAGCCAUAAACCAUCGAUAUGCCAGCGUUGGAACAUCGUCUUUCACGACAUGUCGAUCCGCAGAGAUAGCUUGAUCCAUACGAGUACAACAAGAUUUUUCAUACACCAAUCAUGAAAUUAACACCAGAACUACCCGGUGAUGGCACCCCCGGCAGGAAAGGGUGGAAAGGGAACUAGAGGACAGAACCCCCGUCCGAAAUCGGUGUACAAAUAUGUUCCUGGUGAUUGGAUUUGCCCGACGUGUGAAGAUUUGCAAUUUCGCCGCAAUCAGAGUUGCCGAAUCUGCGGAACGAUGAAUCCUAUGGUAAUUUGUGCCAUUUUGUUUAUUUGGGAUAGGUUCGUCUACUUGCAACUAGAACUACAUGAUAUGCAUAUUCAUUCCAGCACCCAUUCUAAGUCCAAUACUAUUUUUGUCUGUGACAUCAUUGACAAUGUUGAAUGUUUUUGUUCAUGAGGUCCUGGCUCAGGAAUUAGCUAUUGCAGCGGGAAAGUCCCUUUCUGGAAUGCCGUUCGCGCAAGCUAGCAAAGAGACCGUUAUGAGUAUGAAGGGUCUGGAGGAGAUGCACAAGGGAAAAGGAAAGGGUACUUCUACCUAAAAAUAAUAGAUAUAACUUUCGAUUACUUGGGUCACGGAAGAAAUCAGUUUGGAUCAUCGUGCUGUUCGACUGGAAGUAUGAGGUAAAGAACGUCGCCCGUCUUCUACCUCGGAGUGAAAAAACUGAAACAGGAUGAAAACAAAGCUACUUCACACAAUAUCUAAACUGACCUUCUACUGCUAGGUAUGCCGGGUUCGGGUGACGUUUCUGUGCAUAGCAUUGGAAGUGCUCCUGGUGUGACGAGUGGAAAAUUCAAUCCCAACGUGCCUGCACCACCACUCGCGACCUCUACCCCGUACCUUGCUGGUCAAAGCGGGCCGCAGCCUUUCGACGUGAUGCCCCCGAACGUAUCCAUGCCGCAACAGCCUCUCUCCGCAGGCGGAGCACCGUACAACUUCGGUAAUCCGAUGCUGCUCGCUUCGCCCGAUUACCUCCCGCCACCGGGUUUCGCACACCCGAAUGUUCUCGCGGCCGCACUCCAGCACCCGUUCCCCAUGGUGCAACCGAGUAUGCAGCCGACAGUUCGUACUAAAGUUCUAUGGAUGUAGUUUAUGAUUCAAACGAUUAUCUUCAACCAGUUCUUCCGCGGACGUAAAGAAAAAGUAAACCUUCAAAGUACACAACAAGAAGAUGAACAAGAAGUAGUAGACCCAUCUUUCUUGAUCAGGCGUUAGUUUUGACUGUUAUAUCUUUGCUUCCCUCGUCCUGCUCCCUAAUUCAACUUUGAUUCAAUCCCAAAUCGAUGUCAACCCCCAGCCGGAAGCUUGUACCCAUACGGCACGGAUCUUUCGGAUGGUCUCUUGGGUCCUCUCGUAUUCCACUUGGAUGACGGACGCCAGAGGGUAGACGAUAUUUUGUUAAGCUGUUUUCAAAAAUACGAACUCUACUAGUAGGUCAUGAUGCCUCGUCUGAUCGAUGUACUUGUGGUUUCUUUUUUUGACAUGAUUGUUUCUAUGUUCAACGUUCAUCCACCCCUACUGCAACACAAAUGGACAUUACGUAGCAGCUGCGUCUGCUGCAAUUAUUUUCUUAAUAUAUAACGCACACAUGCAACACUCUACUACAGGAAAUGGACCAAAGCGGACCUUUUCUGGGCAGUUACAGCGGAUACUAAUUCUGCUGACGAAUAAGAACAAUAUUGGGAUAUCUGCUGAGUGCGGACGAGGAACUCAUCUUCUGAGAAGAUCAUUCAGCAAAGAGAAAAAUGCAAUCUACCAUCACUUUCGCUAAAAUACUGCGUACUUACAUGUUGUAAGUGGAACCAAUGACGCCUGAGGAGGUAAUUUUCAUGAAAUUGAAAUACAAGUGGUUUUUCUUUUCGAUAUCAGUUAUAGAGUUGUCGUAAGAUUCAAUAGGAUAUGGUCCUCAUACAAAGAACUACACGCAGAGUCUCAGGUUUCCUAGGAAUGCAUGGGAUAUCAUGGGGGUCGUUCCAGUCAGUGAUAAGAAUAGUUUUCAUUUUGUGGCAUAUGCCUACGGCUACGUAAGAAAGCAUGUGAUACAUGUUUGAAAAUGUUCUUGCACUGUUGUAUGCAGCGCGAGGAUCAAAGCCUAGAUGUAAAUUUACUUUCUGUAAUGUUGAAGAACGACUUCCAUAGUAGAUAAUCCAUGCAUGCAAAGAUUCAUCAAGAUCUCAAAACACAUAAUUUACGUAGAAGGAUAGACCCCAUCUUCAGUAUCUUUACCUUCAUGAACAUGAACAUGAACACGAUCAUUAAGAUUAAGACCUCCAUAGUGAUAGAAAUAAGUUUAUGUUCCCAUUGCCUGCUGAUGACACGUAAUUUUGAUUUGAGUUUCAGAUUCGCAGUAUUAUGACGAGAAAUAUUAUUCUGAAUAAUUUAUUUGUAGUUCUAGUUUUUGAAUUUGUGGGAGAGGGAGGGCGAAAUUGAAGUAACUUCUGGUUCGUGAAUCUCUUGAAGUCAGCCUCCAGGAAAGUGUUUCGAAGUGCAAUGGGCGGGACAGGCUUUUCUUGUAAUUUGCGGGUGGCGAAGAUGAAGUUAUUUCAAACCGCCAUGGUUAAUUUCAAUGACUUGAAAUUAUGAAGUUGCGUUCAUGUGCUUACCGCAUUGAGAUUUAUCUUGGAUGUUUUUCCAAAAAGUGGGUGGGAUAAAAGAUAUUGGAGGAAGCUUGCGGGCGCUUUUUGGGGUCCAGUAUUUCCUUGUGGAGCGGCAGGAAGAGCUCAUGAUCACUCAGUAGCUAGGGGGGUAUCGCUCACGGGUGGGUCUAAUAUACUGGGAGUCUGCUUAUUUUUACGAAUUUGAAAAGAUCGACAUCAGGGGAAGGGGUGUUUAUCUAUCACAAUGUUUCUCACGAGCAGGUCCGUCUGCUCGAUUGACUCAUUCAUUGGCAGACUUAUCAUUCUGAGAACUGCGUACCAAACAUAAUCAUACCAGAUAAAGUAUUGGAUGAAGCUGACCCUAGUUCGUGAGUACUUAAAAAUAUUCGAUUAGUAGGGCGGAAUCGGAAAAGACCAAGACGCAAGAAAUUACCAAAGCAACUCGUCUAGUUGUUAGUAGGCUGCAUGGAUUGUACGCUUGUCUGAUGUGCUUAGGUAUUGGUUGCAGCUUGCUGUAGGCAUUGAGGCUGCAGGACCGGAAGAUGCUUAACAUUUAGGUAAAGAGCGAUGUUUCUUCAGUGCUUACCGCGGUUCUUCAUCCAGUUUUCCUUUGUGAGAAAAGAUCGGGUGGCCCGAACGGGUCGAGUAUAAUUGUCUAGGAUUAAUACCAGUUGCUCAUAUUCAUAUCAACAUUCAUCGAAAAAACAUAUUUUGACUAGAGCUUAGACUUACAUAAAGUUAUGCAUAGACGAGCAUGAACAAGCAUCACAAUUAGAAACAGAUAGGAACCAUUUGUAGAAUCUUCAUAAAGAACAUUUCUUGCAUAGAAAUUGAAAUAGUAGGUAUUUUUAGUUACAGCUUAGAAGUACAUGUCCCGCAUAGAUAUAGAUUGAAAUGGUUGUUUCGAAUGACCAUCCUUGUGCUACGCUUCAUCGGAAUUCAAGGCAAACAGAUGAAUGAAUGAAUCAAAAAAUUUCAAUGCAGCAGGUAGUGAGGACCUGAGUUUCGCAC
Molecule: messenger RNA, 4756 nt
Organism: Amoebophrya sp. A25
Lineage: Eukaryota; Dinophyceae; Syndiniales; Amoebophryaceae
Source: the annotation of a GenBank genome assembly